Messenger RNA from Caenorhabditis auriculariae, 3363 nucleotides. The record is from the annotation of a GenBank genome assembly. Lineage: Eukaryota; Metazoa; Nematoda; Chromadorea; Rhabditida; Rhabditidae.
AUGGUAAGCGGGCCGUUUCGGGGGUUGUUCUUGGCGGCGAUCGAAAUCUCCUUUGAUCCUCUCAAGAGACGACGACCCCACUUUUCAACACCACCCACUAAAAACUUCUUCCUUCCAGGCGAUCCCUCAAGAGUCCGAACACUGCGUCUUCGCCAACGAAGAACUCAGGUAAGAGUCCAAUUAACAUCGAGAUGUUCGUUAAAAUCAUAGAUGCACAACCUCAAAAAUAUCAUCUCAAGACAUUUUGUGAAAAUAGUCCUUGCUCCUUUUAAAACUUUGUCAUACAUAGAUAGUCACAGAAAAACUUCGCAAUCAUAGAAUGUCCUUCGGAAUAAUACCGUACACUAAAUUCGAAACUUCUUCGACCUCAACUUUCAUUUAAGUUUUCUCCAUUCGCUUUUCCAAUUUAUCUUGGCCGAAUUCUUCUCAAAAUCUUAAAAAGGAAUUUUUCAAUCUAUUUUUGCAAGAAAUCCUAGAAUCUUUUGACUCGUUCAAAAAUUUCUGCUACAUUCAAGACGCUGACAUCUUACAUAACCUCGAAAAUAAAUCUUUUUGCUUCGAUAUCUUCUUGAAAUUGAUCAAUUCUCCUUUAAAUACUUCAUAAAGAUUUUUCAACAUAACACAUUCAGUAAAUCUUCUUUUGAAAAUAUAUAAACUUAGGAACUCCAGAGUGUUCCCCUUACCUUCCCCUAUAGACGCCACUAGAGCUUGUCACAGUGGCCGCUCUAGGGCUUUUAAUCAUGGUUCUUAUUAGCGACAUGCUAGUCGAUUACUGUUAAGAAACAUAUGAAUAGAAGCAUUUCCAUGCGAAAAAGUCAAAAAAUUAGCGUUAUUAGAAUGAAAAAUAUUAACAUACAAUUUAUCGAUCACGUUUGUCUUUUUGAUAUUCAAAUCAGAACAAAAAAUAGAAGCACUAUAGGGAUCACUUGAGCUUUAGCCUUAGAAGUCGGACCCUAAACCUACACCACCUUUAUUCCCCCUUUAUAGGGUACUCAUUUUUGGCUCUUAGGGACUUUUUUCACCUAACACCUAUUGGGAGCCCUCUAGCGUUCAUAAAUACUUGAAAUUUCUCAGGGAGGCCUACGAGAGCACCAGGACCGCCGUUUCAAUCGAUUCUAUUCAUUCUGCUAUCGGUAACAAUUUCAGCUUCUUUUGAUUUCGAAAAAGUUGAAACAGAACGUAGCUUGGCCCCGCCGAAGAUGGGUCGCAAAAAUCGAAGCAAAAGACGUGGAUUCACUCGAAGUUCCGUGACUGAGUCCGAGUCUGAGCCGCUAUCCGUUGAGAGUACUGUAAGUCCCAACUUUCUUCUGUUUGAAAAAUAAAGAAAAAAACGAUUCUCAAAGAAAAUAACGAAAAAAAGUUAAUGAAAAAUUUUUUUUUUCGUCAUUUAGGAAAAAAAAAUUGAGUUCGAUCCUUUAAUUCCCUUCACUAGGAAAUGUUUUCUCAUCACAGCCUGGAAAUUUCCAAAAAGUGGCCAGAAAACUUCUACUAAACUAAAUUUAUGAAGCCAUAAUUGCAAAAAUUGCUAAUUUAUCCGGUUUUUGAUGAAUUUAUUUAACUUGAAAGUUUUUUUUCUUCAAAAAUUAGAAAUUUUUCGAAAAACUCAGAAUUUUAAUUUGAGAUUUUAGAGCACGAGAAACUCAAAUUUCAUCGGAAAAAGUAUUGAACAGCCUUUUUCUUAGCAAAAAAUAUUGUCAGGGCUCCCUAUCGUCUCAAAAGCAUCAAUCGCGCAUUCCAGUUUUGUCCAGCCGUAGCCGAGGUGACUCUUUUGCAACAUCUUUUUCAAUUUUUUCUGAACUAAAUCACAGUCAGUGCAUCGGCUAGCAGUGUCACCGGGUCUUUGGCUUCAUCAGGUUCUUUUUUCUUUUUUUUUUCCGAACUAAUAAACGUGUUUCAAUAGCGACAACUGAACCUCCAACGAAAAUUUUAUUCUGAGAAAAUUAUCCAAAAAACUUUCAGUCAUGGAAACGGCUUCGGUAAAGGCUUCCAGAAUUCCAAGACCGAUCGUUAUGUUUUUGAACCGAACCCCAGAAGCCACUACUUUAUCUGCCACGGUAUCGUAUAAGCUGUCUUGCUGAAAAGUUAAAAGGCGCAUAUGAAAGUUUAAUAAAAGUAUCGAAGCAAAAAGCCGUUUUGUGUUACUUUUAUGACCUUUGCGCUCAUUAAAUUCUCAGCAAGGAUUACGGAAAUGAUCAAAAUGUGGAAUAUUUAAGGAGGAAACAACCACUUCACAUGAUUUGGCCAAAUAUUCGGAUCACACCUACAAGGAUGUCGUUGCGUCGCUUCCGUAUGUAGCCUUGGAAACGGUAUGAAAACUUCCGCUUUAAAAUAUGCUGUAGUGUUUCAAACAGAGGAAGACAGGUAACAAUAGUUUCUAAAAAAGAUUGAAGAUUAAAAGUGACACAAAACGGGAAAUUGAGGAAAGUUUUUAGAAAGUUCCACAUGGAUAUUUCAAGUCCAGACUCCUACCAAACUAUUUGAAAUUGGAAACUUGAACCGGUUAAGAAAUCCUUGCUGAGGUGUUCAGCCCUUCUCGACUGAAGAAAAUGGCUCUUCGUCUCGAGACCUUUGCAAAUAUGUGUCCGGUCUUUUGAACACCUCAGCAAGGAUAUUGGCACAAAACUGUAUCCAAAAAUUAAGAUAAAAACUUGACAUAAGAGAGAGAAGAAAAAAGGAUCCGAAAUGAAAAUUCACACUUACUGAGCGCUUUUGAGCACCUCAAAAAAGCCAAAUUGCCAUUUUGAAACAUUCUGUUUCUCCGUUGAGAUCAAAACAAAAAACAUAGAUAAAAACGCCUGUUUGAAGCGUCCGGUCGUAGUACGGUAAUUUAGAUAGACUUUUUGGUAAUAAAAUGAAGACUUGUGUACUUUUUGUAACGUAACUCAUCUUGUCACCUCGAGAAAUAAGUCAUCAAAAAAAAUUCAAAAAGAAUAAAAAUUAAAAAAAGUUUCCUGGAUCCGAAACAGACGGCGCAAUAAUGACCGGCCGCUGUAGUACUAUCUUGAACAUAUGCGCAUAAAAAAAAUCUCGCUUUCCAGCAUAAAGUGUUACACAGCCUGUAACAUAUGUAAAUAGGUUUUUCUCACCUAGGUGAGAAAAAAAUUGAGAAAAAAAAGGCGCCGUCAAAUAAAAUACCGACGGCUGCAUGCACAGCAAAGAAACAUACUUGUCGAAUACCGUAGUUCAAAAAAAAUGUUUGAUUUUUCCUUUUUGACUUGAUAUUUCCAGUUGGUGAGCCCGAGUCACAACCAGGAAUCGCGAGCCAAAAUCACGGCUACUAUGGAUAAUGUCAACGUCACUUUCGACGUCAACCUCGCGUUCAACGGCGCACCUCUUCACAUUGAAGGCGUCGUCGUUCAGUGA